Messenger RNA from Trematosphaeria pertusa, 687 nucleotides. RefSeq lists its product as uncharacterized. The transcript has a single exon. NCBI's taxonomy places the organism in Eukaryota, Fungi, Ascomycota, Dothideomycetes, Pleosporales, Trematosphaeriaceae. The record is from RefSeq and is a predicted model, not a curated record. Bases 218 to 568 code for a protein of 116 amino acids.
ACAACAUCCAUGGAAGCCUAACGUGUCAAAGCAGACUCCUUUGGCUGUCGGAUGGCUCUCAACAUGCGGAAUACCGCGAAGCGCAUCAGCGGACCGUCCCUGACGACUGAACCCGGAAUAGACCAUCACCAACUCGCUCAGAUCUAAGCCCGUAUCCAAGAACCCGGAUGCGCACUCCAAGCGACGCAACGCCUCUCGAACGCUAUCACGAAAAGCUAUGUCGUACUCGGCCAUCCUAACCCUCCCCAUCUCGGCGCCACCUUCUCCGCAAAAGUCGCGUCGUACCACAACCCAGCCUAAAAUAAGAAGAAGCUUUAAACUUCAAUCUACCUGCUCGUUCUUGUCCCAAACAAGCGAUUUCUUAUUUUCAGUGACGUUCUUAUUCGUCGAGGUUCUAUAUUCGCUUCCGUCCCCCUGCUAUAUAUUCAUCCACUUUAAACGGUCGCCACGGUCCGACGGUUUAUAUACCAGGUACAUUGCGAACACUAAUUUCAUGCGUCACAUGCGCAAUACGGCGCUAGAAGCUAUGGGGUCUUCGUUAUAUGGGAUCAGGGCGCGUCUACCCUAGACUUGGCUAGACUCGGGCUUGAUUGUUGUGAUCUUCUUAUUCUAUCUUUCAGCUUCUGUUGCUUUUGCUUCACAAAAGACAGUUUGAGCACUCUCAAGAUGUAUUCAUUCUCUACGAUU